Molecule: messenger RNA, 566 nt
Organism: Drosophila montana
Lineage: Eukaryota; Metazoa; Arthropoda; Insecta; Diptera; Drosophilidae
Exons: 1
Coding region: 54-527 (157 amino acids)
Source: RefSeq, a predicted model, not a curated record
UCAGUUGUCAGUCUUGAAUGCGAAUUCGGGUAGAGUAAACGUGUUUUAACGUAAUGGCAAUUAAAUUGAUGCCCGUAUUACCCUUGGUAGUGUACAUAUUGCUGCUGUUGCUGCACAUCUCGUUGCCACACAAGCUGCACGAUAUUUACACUUCCUAUCCAUCAGAUGCCCAACAGUUAACAAUGGAUAGGCGCGAUCAGAGCGAGAAAAUCAUUCCAGCGGAAGGCUCUGUAUCACUAAGGAAUGAGACAAGUCAAAAGCCAAUAAGUGAGAGAUCGAGUGAGCGACCACUUGAGAAGCCCACAAAUGAGAUUGAAGAGAUUCCCACUGCACAGACCGAAAUUAACGAGAUAGAAGAAACAACUGUACAGACCAAGGAGAAGAUGAAAGAGCGCCCAGAAGCAGACGAACUCGCUAAAAAAGAUCCAAAGAUUGUUGAAAUUGGACCACGCAUCACGCUCGACACGCUGCCCGUUUGCGGGGAUGGCUUUAAACUAUUUGGAGCUCAUUGUCGCAAGGAGGCUUAAAAAAGCCGUUAAUAAAAAAAAAUAGAACGCAUGCGACAA